This is a messenger RNA of Eimeria mitis, 978 nucleotides long. RefSeq lists its product as uncharacterized. The record is from RefSeq and is a predicted model, not a curated record. Bases 1 to 978 code for a protein of 325 amino acids. The transcript is spliced from 3 exons. Lineage: Eukaryota; Apicomplexa; Conoidasida; Eucoccidiorida; Eimeriidae.
AUGAGGGAUCGUUUUGACGAGUUUAUAAGUUUAUGUGGGGGCCCUUCUUUUUCUUCUUUUCUAUAUAUCCCCCAGCAGCAGCAGCAGCAGCAGCAGCAGCAGCGGCUGCAGCAGCAACUGCAGCAGCAACUGCAGCAGCAGCAGCAGCAGCAGCAGCAGCAGAAAAAAAAAGAUGUAAGCUUCAAGUUUCUUGCUGGUGCUUAUCGCUGUCAGCAGGAGCUGGAGGAACUGCAGCAGCAGCUGCGCAACAGCAGCAGCAGCAGCAGCAGCAGCAGCAGCAGCAGCGGAGAUGACUUUUGCUGCUCAGGUUAUGGUGUUGCUGCUGACGUGUCGAUGCUGCUGCAGCGAGCGCAGCAGCUGCAGCAGCAGGCGCAGCAGCUGGAGCUGUAUGCUGAGGAUGUAGAAGACAUAGUCUUGCUGCAGCAGCUGCGGCAGCAGCAGCAGCAGCAGCAACAGCAGCAGCAGCAGCAGCAGCAGCAGCAGCAGCUGAAGGAUGCUCGCGCACACAGACACGGUGUCUUGAGGUGCCUAUACACCUCAAUGCAUGCAGCAGCAGCAGAGCUGCAGCAGCAAGAAGUUGCAGCAUUGAAGCAGCAGAUGGAGUGUAACAGAUUCUUUUCUGCUGCUGCUGCUGCUGCUGCUGCUGCUGAUGGAAAUCAUGGGCUUGGUGCUGCUGCUGCUGCUGCAGAUGCUGCUGCAGCAGCAGAAGCUGCUAUGCGACGCCAGAGGCAGCAGCAGCAGCAGCUGCGGCAGCAAAAACAGCAGCAACAGCAGCAGCAGCAGCAGCAGCGUGUACAGAAGGGUGCUGCAGCAGCAGCAGCAGCAGCAGCAGGAACUGAAUCCGAGCAGCAACAGCAGCAGCAGCAGCUGCUGCUGCUGCGGGAGGAUGAGCAGCAGCUAGCAGCAGCAUUUGCAGGAGAUAGUGUUGAUGUUGCGGUUGCUGGGGUGUAUAGGGAGGUGGGCCCACCCCUCUGCUGA